This is a messenger RNA of Anguilla rostrata (American eel), 1464 nucleotides long. Its product is annotated as transcription elongation factor A N-terminal and central domain-containing protein. Gene Ontology annotation, biological process: DNA-templated transcription. The coding region runs from base 207 to 1379 and encodes 390 amino acids. The record is from RefSeq and is a predicted model, not a curated record. The transcript is spliced from 2 exons. Lineage: Eukaryota; Metazoa; Chordata; Actinopteri; Anguilliformes; Anguillidae. Gene Ontology annotation, cellular component: nucleus.
UGAACGGAGUAACUCCGGCAUUAACUUACAAACAAACAUGGCGGCCAUCUAGUCUGUACAAACGACGGUAUGUGAGAUAGUUACAGUUUUAGUCGCCUGCUGCUGUAUCAAUAGAAUGUAGCUGUCACACACAAUAUAGCCUAGUGCUGUAAGAACUCAAAUUAUUCGAUGCCAUGGUGCUGUAAAAGCCUCUGCUUCCCCUAGCGAUGGAUGCUAAUCAGAUUUCACAUCGCGCGCUUCAGAUCGAGAAGCUUCACCGCGCGGGCGACUACGCCGCCGUGCGCUCUCUGCUGAGGGACCUGGAGCGCGCGCCCGUCACGCUGGAACUGCUUCGGGAAACGGGCGUGGCCAAAGUGCUGCACCGGGUCCUGAGGACCUGCCCCGUGGCCAUGGCGAGGAAAGCGGCCAAGCUCCUGCUGUCGGGGUGGAGGAAGCGGUGUGGCGGCGGGGCGCCGGUUUCCACGGGAAGCCGCUGUCAUCGGCGGAGAGAGGCCGAGGACCGCGCCCGAGGCCGGGGGGGCAGCGGGGAGCGCCAGGGCGGAGACGGCUCUCGCUCCCCUGACAGCUCUGACAAAGAGGAGGAGGAGGAGGAGGAGGAGGAGGACAGAGAGAGGAAGAGGCGCCUGACUGAAGAGGGGUGCGGCGUUUCGGAGGUGACGCGGGAAGCGGCCCGAUCUGUGGAGGACAGCGCGGCGGGCGUGUCUGCUUCGGACAGAGGCGGUGAUGUCACGGUGACGUCAGCAGUGGCCUCACCGGUGGAGUUCACGCAGGGGCCUGCGGAGACUGCCCAAAUCGCCACGACUCGCUCGUCGUCCCCGAACAGCGACGCCUCGCCCCUGAGGUCCAAAAGCACACAGCUGCUCCUCCAGGCUCUGGGGCAGCAGGGGGCCGGCGGGGACGGGCCGGCCCCCGAUCUCUCGGCGCUGGCCCGGGACAUCGAGGAGCACGUCUUCCUGCUGCACGGCCGGAACGAGCCCAAGUACAGGUCCUGCGUCCGGAGCAAAGUCUCCAACCUGAGGAACCGUGGGAACCCCCACCUGAGGGAGGGUCUGCUGCAGGGCACGCUGGGCGCGGAGGCCUUCGCCCGCAUGUCCGCCGCCGAGAUGGCCGGGCGGGAGCUGCAGGAGCUGAGGGCCGAGUACACGAAGUCGGCCAUCCGUGAGCACCAGCGCCCCCUGGGGGUGGAGGGGACCGCGACGGACAAGGUGCGGUGCAGGCGCUGCGACGGUUUCGACUGCAGGGUGACGCAGAUCUCCCGGGGCGCCCUCUUCCUGCCCGGGUGGGUGCGUAGCGGGAACCCAGACGAGGACACCAUGACCUUUAUGACCUGCGCUGGCUGUGGGGAGCAGUGGUACCACUCCGGCUGGGUCUGUCUGUGACGAGGUCGGGGCGAACGGGAGUGUUCCUCACUCGGAUGUUUUGCUUAUUACGUCUCAAUAAAGUCUUCGGUUCAAUCCAAGUUUA